AAAGAAUCGGUGUCAAAGUGAAAACGAAAAAAAGAGAAGAAGAGGAAUUAUUCUUCUUGAUCUGUUCGAUAUAAUUAUUCUAGUCAUUCGUGUGUUUGGUGUUUGUCUUGAAAGCUCUUCGGUCAUCAUCUGAUCUUCUGGUGUAUUCCUUUUUCAUUUCCAACAUUCGAUCGUCGAUAAUUUAAAUUUUUUUUCGUUGCAGCUAAACAACAACAACAACCAUCAACAAAAAUGGAGGCCAUCAAGAAAAAAAUGCAGGCAAUGAAGCUCGAGAAAGAUAAUGCUAUCGAUCGAGCUGAAAUUGCCGAACAAAAAGCCCGUGAUGCUAAUCUUCGUGCCGAAAAGUCUGAGGAAGAAGUUCGUGCAUUACAGAAAAAAAUCCAACAAAUUGAAAAUGAAUUGGAUCAGGUCCAAGAACAAUUAUCGGCUGCCAAUACAAAAUUGGAGGAAAAGGAAAAAGCCCUACAGACCGCUGAAGGUGAUGUUGCAGCAUUGAAUCGUCGUAUUCAAUUGAUUGAAGAAGAUUUGGAACGAUCAGAAGAACGACUCAAGAUUGCUACAGCCAAAUUGGAAGAGGCAUCACAAUCUGCCGAUGAAUCUGAACGUAUGCGUAAAAUGCUUGAACAUCGAUCCAUCACCGAUGAAGAACGUAUGGAUGGUUUGGAAAAUCAACUUAAAGAAGCCCGUAUGAUGGCCGAAGAUGCUGAUAGAAAAUAUGAUGAAGUUGCCCGUAAAUUGGCAAUGGUUGAAGCCGAUUUGGAACGUGCUGAAGAACGUGCCGAAACCGGUGAAUCGAAAAUUGUUGAACUCGAAGAAGAAUUACGUGUUGUCGGUAACAAUCUCAAAUCAUUGGAAGUUAGCGAAGAGAAAGCUCAACAACGUGAAGAAGCCUAUGAACAACAGAUCCGUAUAAUGACGGCUAAACUUAAAGAAGCCGAAGCACGUGCCGAAUUUGCUGAACGUUCGGUACAAAAACUCCAGAAAGAAGUCGAUCGUUUGGAAGACGAAUUGGUCCACGAAAAGGAAAAAUACAAAUCCAUCUCCGACGAAUUGGACCAGACAUUUGCCGAACUUACUGGUUAUUAAUAAUAAUUCUUUCAUAUUACGCAGACAGAAUUUUCGAUUAUUUUUAACAACACCACCACCACCACCAGCAACAG
Molecule: messenger RNA, 1160 nt
Organism: Dermatophagoides farinae (American house dust mite)
Lineage: Eukaryota; Metazoa; Arthropoda; Arachnida; Sarcoptiformes; Pyroglyphidae
Gene: Tm1
Product: tropomyosin 1
Source: RefSeq, a predicted model, not a curated record